Messenger RNA from Trachemys scripta elegans, 2447 nucleotides. RefSeq names its product chromosome 8 C1orf21 homolog (gene C8H1orf21). The coding region runs from base 305 to 670 and encodes 121 amino acids. The transcript is spliced from 6 exons. The record is from RefSeq and is a predicted model, not a curated record. NCBI's taxonomy places the organism in Eukaryota, Metazoa, Chordata, Testudines, Emydidae.
CCCCGCUCGGUCCCUCCCUCUGCUACCCGGAGAGGCCGCUCUGCUGCCGCCGCCGGGAGCGCCCCACGGAGCCGUCUCACGGAGUUGUAGCUGCUCGUCUCCCGGCCCGGCCCGGCCCUCCCGCCGCCCUGGGACUGGGGGACCUGCCCCAGCCGACCCGGCAGGAGGCGGAGGGGCUCGGCGGCCUCUGAGGUAGAAGUGUCUUGACAACCAAGCAAGAAGGUGGAUUAUUUUUAAAACAAUGCUUAGGCAUCUGUAGAGAUGAUUUGUGGUUCAGUCCAGCUGGAGCUGACUGAAUGAAGCUAUGGGCUGUGCGUCAGCCAAGCAUGUUUCUACUGUUCAAAAUGAAGAGGAAGCUCAGAAGGGGAAGAACUACCAGAAUGGAGAUGUAUUUGGUGAUGAGUAUAGGAUCAAACCAGUGGAAGAGGUCAAAUACAUGAAAAAUGGGGGAGAAGAUGAUCAGAAAGUAGCUGCCAGGAACCAGGAAAAUUUGGAAAAAAGUGCCAGUUCAAAUGUAAGACUUAAAUCUAACAAAGAGGUUCCAGGAUUAGUACAUCAACCCAGAGCAAACAUGCACAUCUCUGAAAGCCAACAGGAAUUCUUCAGAAUGCUAGAUGAGAAAAUUGAAAAGGGUCGUGAUUACUGUUCAGAAGAGGAGGAUAUCACAUAGUGCCAAUUCUGCCAAUCAAAACAGGAAUACUACUGUGUAAAUAGAUUACAACCCGGUCAAAAUCUUUUGGAAGUCUUCUAGAGUGAGCAGCACUACAUAGCAAAAGAAGAUCAUUUCCACAUUGUAUUCUCCAUUCAGUUACAGCGUUUCUUAAAAAAAACAGACAAGGAAUAUUGCUAAGAACUCGUAUGGAACUGUGUUUGUUGCUGCUAGUUAAAACUUGUUGCAACUUUUCACUUUUCUGUGUCCAGAUAUGCAGGAAAUCCUUAAAUUUAAUCUGAAAGACGCUGUUGAUUUUACUAAGGUUGCUGGCCUAUUUUCUAUUGGAUGAGGUAGUGUUAUACAAAACUUCCAUAACUGAACAGUCAAGCUUCUAAGAAAUCCUCAAGCUGUUUGUCAGUCCACAGAUGGGCUGGAGUGCUUAGUAUUACUGGUGAUUUCAGCCUUUGGAGAUGGGAUGUGUUUUGCCAUGACAGGCCUUGUUUCUCUACUGGGAAGAAGUUGAGAAAUUAUUGUCCGUUAAAAGCAUGUUAUCACACAAAUACUGGAAGUGAUGCAGGAGCAGAAAUUUGUAUUUUAAAGGGAAAAAAGUUUCAUUUAAUAGGUAUCUUAAUCAAGGACUAAGCUUACCGUAUUGGCUUUUCUGAAUGCGAAUGGAAGUGUGAUCACAAUCAUUUGAAUCCCUUUUUUCUAAGAAAAUAAACAUUUACUGUUUUUAUGUAUUCUUGUCUUUUACCAUUCAUACAGUUCCACCCUUUAUGAGUCUGGGGAACUUGGGAAGGCAAAGGCAGCCCUCUACAGUUCCAACUCCAAGAUGCUAACACUUUAAAGCACCUAUGCCCAUUUGAAAUGUCUGUUGUGUGUUCUGUAGAGUUUUAUUUUUCCGUAUUAUGCAAAAGAGUAUAUUAUCUUCUUACAGGCAGAUGUAAUAUUUUUAACAAAUAUUGUCAUGAGUAAAAAUAAUCUUAAAGGGGGGGAAACACCUUUUGUAUUUAUUCUUUUAAAGUAGUUAGGUAACUGUGCCUGUCUUUAUCUCUAUAUGACAGUGUGUAACCCCAAAAGAUGACCACACCAAGAAGAGAUUCUGUUUUUGUCAAUGUGCUACCAGGACACAGAGGUUUCUGUAUUAAGUUUGUUUCAGUGCUGUUUUGUUGGAUUAUAUAUGUGGAACAUACUGUGGAUUUUGAGAUAUAUUCAAGACAAGAUUUUCCAAUGACUACUGAUUUUAGGUGCUUCCAUUUUUUGGUGCCCAAUUUGAGGCAUCUUAAAGAUCCAUUAUUUUCAACUAGUCACAUUUGAAAAUCUUGUCUAAAGUUAUGAAUCCUGAGUAUUUGGAGUUGUGGAGGGCCAAUGAUUAAAGAGAUCUCCAGCAACAGAAUGCAGUGAUGCUAAGGGUAGAGUUAACAACCGGUAUGAAAAGGCUUUGUACUGUUUUGAAGUUAUAUCAUAGUGGAGCAAUUGAUGCUAUACUAUUGCUUGAAUGGUGUACAAUGCGACCCUCAAACUUUUCCCUGCUCUCUCUCUCUCUCUCCCUCCCCUCACUUCCUCAUUUUUCCCGCCAGACUUUUUCCUUUUUCUGACUAGAGAGCAGAGAUAAAAAGCAAUGAGGUAGAAUCACAUAUUCCACCACAUGUACACUCUUGAAUAGUCAACAUAGUAUAUUAAUACUUGUUACAUUUCAUCUUCACGCAGGACUGGUUCUAGAUGUCUGUAGCAAGAGUAAUAUGUCAGGAGGCUUUAAUGAGACUGCUAUAUCAAUCUGACUUUUUUUUUUUUU